AAAUAUCAUGUAGAUAUCUAGACAGAGAGAAGGAACUACAGCCGUGGUCAAAUACCAUUCUGAUUGAAAUAACUGCAAAAUGAUCGUGCCUGAACAGCUGAGCUUGGUGACCGCUCUCCCAGUGGUUGUCGUCAUCUAUGCCUUCUAUUGGAUUUUCACCUCUAUCCUACACAACCAACGAGCCCGGCGCAUGGGUUGCAAGCCCGCAUUCGUCCGACCGAGCAAACUCCCCUUCGGUGUUGAUAUUCUAAAGAGAUAUAUUGAUGCAGCAAAGGACCAGAUCCUUCAGAAUGACGAGUUGGUCCUGUAUGAAGAGAUGGGCCGGCACCCAACCUGGAACGAGAAUCUCCUGGGUCAUUGGCACCACGUCACGGCGGACCCGAAGAAUGUGCAAGCCAUACUUGCGACACAAUUCAAGGAUUUCGAGUUGGGCCCUUUGCGCCGUAAUUUAUUCGGUCCGGUUAUUGGAAAAGGAAUCUUCACCACGGAUGGAAAGGAGUGGCAACACUCUCGCACCCUCCUCCGUCCACAAUUCGCUCGCAGUCAAAUCGCUGAUCUAAGGCUUGAGGAGCGUCAUGUCCAACACCUUUUGGAUCGGCUCCCAGUUCAGCAGGAUUCCUGGACCGAUACCGUCGAUCUAUCGCCCUUGUUUUUCAACCUCACUCUUGACUCCGCCACCGAGUUCCUCUUUGGGCACAGUGUCCAUUCCCAGAUUAAUUCGGCCAACGGAAACCAGGGCCUGGAGACUGAUAAGCCUACGCCGCGCUCUCUGCCCAACGGGUUUUCCUUUGGCAAGACCUUUGACCGAGCCAAUCAGACGGUCGUGAUGCGAAGUUAUUUUCUGGACUUGUACUUCCUGUACAAUCCUCCACACUUCCGAAAAGAUUGUGCAGACAUCCAGGAAUUUGCUAAGUAUUAUGUCAACCUGGCUCUCAGAGGGGAGCUACAGCCAGGAAAGGGAAAAAGCGCUCCAGGGGAGAGUGGCUAUGUAUUUCUUCAGGAACUCGUCAAGGAGACAAGAGACCCCGAAGAGCUUCGGAGCCAGCUUCUCAACAUUCUGUUAGCUGGGAGAGACACAACCGCAGGCCUUCUCGGAUGGACUUUCUAUCUACUGUCUCGUCACCCCGAAAUUUACAAACGUCUGCGUACCGUUGUCCUUGACACCUUUGGAGAUUUCUCCAGUACCGCUGCCGUCACUUUCGAGUCCCUCAAAUCAUGCUCCUACCUGCAACAUGUUAUGCAUGAAGUUCUGCGCCUGCACCCAGUCGUACCGGAGAACAGUCGCCGCGCGGUCCGCAACACCACUCUCCCGCGAGGCGGCGGUGCCGAUGGUACAUCACCCAUUUACAUCCGCAAGGGAGAGGAAGUGGCCUACAAUGUGCAUAUUAUGCACCGUCGCGAGGACCUCUGGGGUACUGAUGCCAACGAAUUCCGGCCUGACCGGUGGUCCGGACGCAGGCCAGGAUGGGAGUUUAUCCCAUUUAAUGGCGGACCACGGAUUUGCCUGGGUCAGCAGUUUGCCCUGACCGAGGCCGGCUACGUCAUUGUGCGCAUGCUUCAACGAUUUGACAAAGUGGAAAAUAUGGACAUGUCGACCGUGGUCAAGCAUAAGUACACGUCGACCACUGCCCCGGUUCAGGCUCUUGUUCGCUUGCAUACCGCGUCUUCUUAG
Molecule: messenger RNA, 1672 nt
Organism: Aspergillus pseudonomiae
Lineage: Eukaryota; Fungi; Ascomycota; Eurotiomycetes; Eurotiales; Aspergillaceae
Product: cytochrome P450
Exons: 2
Coding region: 80-1672 (530 amino acids)
Molecular function (GO): oxidoreductase activity, acting on paired donors, with incorporation or reduction of molecular oxygen; heme binding; iron ion binding
Source: RefSeq, a predicted model, not a curated record